This is a messenger RNA of Procambarus clarkii (red swamp crayfish), 4296 nucleotides long. Its product is annotated as zinc finger protein 845. Lineage: Eukaryota; Metazoa; Arthropoda; Malacostraca; Decapoda; Cambaridae. Gene Ontology annotation, molecular function: RNA polymerase II transcription regulatory region sequence-specific DNA binding; DNA-binding transcription factor activity, RNA polymerase II-specific. The record is from RefSeq and is a predicted model, not a curated record. Gene Ontology annotation, biological process: regulation of transcription by RNA polymerase II. Gene Ontology annotation, cellular component: nucleus.
CAUCCGCCACACCUGAAAAUAAGUCACAUCAAAACAACUCUCACGACCUGUCUUGGUGUUGUUGUUGUAUGGUCGUAUACCCUGGUCGUAUACCCUGGUGAUUGUGUCCGGCGAUGGUUGUAAUAACCUGUAUGCCCUCAUCCUCGGGUUUCCUUGUUAAAUUUUGCUCUUGAGGGCGAGUUUAUUGGGCAGGAUCACUCGUCCUGUGAGGGAACACCGCUACAGUUGAUGCUCCAGUACCUUACCUCUCACUAGGAGGAACACCUGCUGGGUUGUUCAUCCUGUCACUUGUACCCAGAAGCAGCUGAUCCUUACUUAGCUCUCUCAAGUGAACACACUGUAAAACAAGGGAUUAACAUUUUACAACCCUCAACUUUUCCUUAUAUUGUGGGUGCAAAGUGAGAGAACCUUUUUAAGAACAGUGUUUGUUUAAAACAGGGCUCAAACACUGUGGGGGGUUCAUUGUGCUACACGUAUUUCUAUUGUCUCUUAGAUAGGCACAAUCUUUCGGGUAGUGGUCUAGACAAUGUCCAUCACUUGUGCUGCACAUUCCACUACUUCGCUCCUCAGCUGUGGUUUCCAUCCUGAAUCUGUAUGUGUAAUUAAUCUCGUGACGACCUUGUUCCCUAAUGGCUGUGUCCCCUGGCAGUCGAGUCCUAUGAUAGUUGUACACCCAGGUGGUUGAUAUCCUGAAGAUUUUCUCCUGUGGUGGAUACCCAGCUUGUGAAGGAUGAUCACAUUGUAAGAAAUAAGUUAUUUGAGACGAGCAUACUCACCUGACCAUAGCUUCAGUCAUUGUCGAGCUAGGAGUUAAAAAAUGAAAUGUGUAUCAACCUAAUUUGUUCAAAACUGUGACCUCAAGAGUGGGAAAUAUGUUUUGGGGGCAAAAAAUUCCAACACCUCUGCAUUAGGAUCAUGAAAGAAAACAGUGCAGGAAAAGCAGCGCUAGAAUGUAUGAUAUGUGGUACUGUGUGUUCUUCAAUUUACAAGUACCACAAGCACAACAUUCGUGAGCACACACUACCCCAGCUUUCACGUGCAAUACUGAGACUUAAGAACUUGCCAGUGCCUUUAAAUGAUCCACCAGCAGAUGGUGAUGAAAGUGAAGAGGAAGUCACUAGAAGAGAAGAACAAAGGCAGGGAAGCAAUGUGGAUAUGGCUGAAACCCUAGGACUCGCUUUAAAGGUAGAACUAAUGGAUGAAGAAGUUAUUGAGCUUGGACCAACAGACAAUGCAGAUAAUCUUCAGAUUCAAAGUCGUCUUGUUAAAAACUUGCAUGAAAGAAAUCAACAGUCAAGACAAAUUAUUGAAGUCAAGGAAAAUAACCCUCCUCCCUGUUAUAUUAAUCCUGCCAUUGAAGAUCCUGAUGCUAUUGUUGUAAAAUUCAACCGAGAACUGGUUAUGGCACAGGAUAAAGGCAGGCCAUUAGUAUACACUGAAGAUUGCAAUUUGAAAAAUAGACCUAUUAAUAGGCAAAUGAGGGCAGUAGUUAAGAGAACUAUUGACAUUCCAAACCCUAAAGCUUUCAUUAUGGAUUACAAGAGAGUUAUGUCUCGAUCUAAUGAUAAAUACGUCAUGCAAAAUGUUAAUAUAACAGAUAACCUUUGCAAAAAACGACGUGGUCGUCCAAGAAAGAAAGCAGAAAAUAGUGAUUACUUUCCACCAAAGACGAUAAGCCGGAAGAAAUUAGAAAAGGAAUUUGAGUUUUCGGAGGAUGAGGAUGACUUGGAGGGGCUAGUUGAUCCUCCUCUUUUCUCUGAGGAUGAAGAGGAGGAAGCAGCUGCUGCAAUUCCUAGCAUCACCAGAACACGCUCAGGAAGGGCCAUCAAAAUAAAAAAAGAAGAUGGCAAUUUUAAAUACUAUGACAUGCCGUUAAGAUAUCAGUUAGACACAGAAGAAUUAAGCAGUCCAAAGGACUGGACUGAGGAUUCUGUCCCACUUAUGACAAGGUGGGGAAAAAGACGGAGAAAAUGCAAGCAGGUGAAUGAAUGUGCUGUAGAUAAACCUGAUCCUGUUAUAAAAAUUGAAAUAUGUGAGGAUUAUCAGAGUAAAGAUACUAAUGAUCGAGAAAAAUCCUUUAAUGUUAAAACUGAGACUUCAAACGAAUGUAGCAUUAAUAUUGGGGAAGGUCUAAGCAUGCCAGCAAAUAAUCAGAUUGCAGAUGAUUCAAAUGAGUUUGACAGAUCUUCGGUUUCAGAAUCAUUUGAUGGUUUUGAAUGCUUUCUGUGCUUUAAGGCAUUUACUUUUAAAGAAGAUUGUGAAAAACAUAUACAUGAGCAUCUUAGUAAAGUAGUUGCAGAGAGUAAUGAAACGACAGAUGGUAGCUCACAUGAAUUUGAUGGUGUUGCAAAAGUAUUAGAUUAUAGUGAUGAUAUAAGUAUAAGAGUUACAGAUAAUGUUUCCUUAAUAUCUUCUAAAGAAAGUGACAAUGAUACAGCUCCUAUCACAGAUAUGUAUAUAAAAGAUCAUGAUCCCACGACACCAGAUAUAGUUAUUCAACCUUCUACCAAGUAUAUGGAGUCAUUUACUUGUUCCAUUUGUAAUGAAGAUUUUGAGUCUCAGACAGCUCUUCAGGAGCAUACCCAUGAAAGUAUCUAUACUUGCAAAUUUUGUGGGAAAAAAUACCAAAAUCGAAUUAAUUUGCAAAGUCACACAAAAAGAUACCAUGAAGAAACUGAUUGGAUGAAGUUCAAGUGUGCUACUUGCGGAAAGAAUUUUGGGUUCUUGACAGCUUUAGAGAGACACAUGAAGGAACAUAAUCCAAAUAAGAAGUUUUGCUGUGAGCAAUGUGGGAAGGUUUUUAAGAGCCUUACUAAUCUAAAACACCACAUACCACUGCAUACAAGAGAUGAAGUUUAUGAAUGCUCUUUCUGUCCCAAAAAAUAUUACAUAAGAUACAGCUUUGAAAAACAUUUUAAAACUCAUGUUAGUGCACCAAAGUUUCAUUGUGAGAUUUGUGACAAACAUUUCAUUGAAAAGAAACAAUUUGAAGUUCAUUUAGAGAGACAUCAGACUGGUGGAAGCUUAGGAAGAAGUAAAGACCUGAAGUGUAAUAAUUGUGGAGAUAUUAGAACUCCGAGUGAAUUAGAACUAGUAAGUGAGACUGAUUCAGGUCACCAUAAGAAGUGCUUAGUGUGUGGAAAGGGACUAUAUAAAAUAUACAUGAUAGAAAAUGUGGAUGUAUCAUUUCAAACCAAGAGUGAUAAACUAAGGGAGCAAUGUAAAAUAUGUGGAAAAUCUGUCCUUAAUCUCCAAAGGCAUGUGAAGUAUACUCAUUUAGAAAACGAAUAUGUACCUUGUGACAUAUGUGGGUUGGUAGUAACAAAAGCAUCAUUACCGUCUCACAAAAAUCGUAAGCAUGGUGGAUCUGCAGUGACUUGUGAUCAUUGUAACAGAGUGUUCAAAAAUAUAAUGUGUCUAAGGGAACAUAUGACUAAGGUUCGACGAAAGGCAGACCCAACCAAGAACGUAUGCAAAUUUUGCAAAGAAAUGGUUGCUCCUGAAUUCUGGAAAGAUCAUAUGAUGAAGCACCGGACAAAGUGCAAUGACUGUGGUGCUUCAAAUUUUCCAACUCAUGUAGAAUUUAUGGCUCAUCUUGAGACUUGCAGGAGGUGCAGCAAUUGUGGCACAACAGAUUUUACUUCACGGGGGGAGUUUUUGGCUCAUAUUGAAGUGUGUGGCAGCAGCAUUGACAUAAUGACUGGUACCCUGGACUCUUCUAAUGACCAAGAAGUUGUGACUAGUAUAUUUGCCAUAGUGGAUGAUAGCACUUGCUGUGAAACAUGUGGUGAUGUAUUUGAAAGUCAAGGUUCUCUUUCUCAUCAUAUUACAGAAGCUCACCCAAAUGCACUUUCAUCUAGUCACAUUUUACAUCAAAAUACCAUGAUUGAUGAAGCCAUCUUGUAUGCUUGUCCUCAGGAAUCAUGUGAAGUUAUUGUUACAAGCAAAGAAUUAUUAAAAGAUCAUAUUAGUAGCAUACAUGAUACACAAAUUGAAAACCUUGAUAAUUUCACAUAAUUAUUUUAUAUUAAGACUUGUAAAUAAAUAUGUAAAUUUGUUCUGAUAUGUUUUAUUUAUACAAAUAUAAGUACAGUAUUAUAAUUUUUCUUUUUCUAUUUUAAGUAUUCUGCAAGCUAGUAUGUAUUGCGUUAAUUGUAUUCAGGUACUGCUGGGUACUCCUAGUCUUUGUAUAUAUUGUGCAACCAAAGUACCAUCACAUAACCUGAUAUACAUUAAUAACUAAUCAGUUACUUCUACACGUGCACUUCUUCCUUAUUAAUAAAAAAAUCACAGUAC